Messenger RNA from Mytilus californianus (California mussel), 694 nucleotides. RefSeq lists its product as uncharacterized. The record is from RefSeq and is a predicted model, not a curated record. The coding region runs from base 1 to 411 and encodes 136 amino acids. NCBI's taxonomy places the organism in Eukaryota, Metazoa, Mollusca, Bivalvia, Mytilida, Mytilidae. The transcript is spliced from 3 exons.
AUGCAUGCGUUUGAAAACUGCUUCCAACCAAAACCCCACGCCAUCAAAACCAAUGAUGUUUAUGACGUUACAAAUUGGAUUAAGGAUUUUAUCAAUCCAAUCAGUGGCCAUUCCCAACCACACACUUUUAAAUUUGUCCUUGGAGAUGAUGGAAAAUCAAAAUUCUUGUACAAGAAAUGGGCAAAUGAUAAAGUUUGGCUUGAGUGUAAUGGUUCUGAAAAAAAUAUACUGAAGGCUAUUCCAAACACAUGUCCAUCCUUUAUGCCCACCAAUGACGACCAAAUCGAUGUUGAUCGUCUGAAAGCAGAUAUUAAUAAAGUGAACAAACAAUAUGGUUGUAACAAAGAUGGCUGGUGGACAUCUUUUUUCACAGACAUUGGUAAGCAUUAUUUUGUUUCUGCUCAGAACUGAAGAUGUCAACAAUGUCAGGGUCAAAAUCAUGAUGAUGAUAACGUGUAAACAGUAUUAGGGAUAUAUAUGUAUUGGGUCUAACUCCUCAUUGAUAAAUUGAUGCAGACAGUCAUAAAAGACUGGACUGCAACUUCAUUCCUUAAUAUUCACACCUUGUCGGGAUUAUUAAAAAUAUGCAAUAGGAUAAAAAGAAAAAUUAUUAACUUGUGUGCAAUAUAGAAAUAUGAAAAUGUGAUAGGAUAGCCAAUGAGACAGCUAUCUAACACAGACCAAAUAAUGUAGA